Papilio machaon (common yellow swallowtail) is the source of this 1753-nucleotide messenger RNA. RefSeq names its product gastric triacylglycerol lipase. NCBI's taxonomy places the organism in Eukaryota, Metazoa, Arthropoda, Insecta, Lepidoptera, Papilionidae. Gene Ontology annotation, biological process: lipid metabolic process. The transcript has a single exon. The record is from RefSeq and is a predicted model, not a curated record. Bases 113 to 1636 code for a protein of 507 amino acids.
CAGUCUGAUAUAAUACCUAAGUGUACCCUUGACCCGAGACGCGGGGACGUGUUUAUGCUCCCUCAUAAUUCAGUUCAGUAGUCGGGGAGCGCUCGGCGCGAUCGUACACGAAAUGAAGCUAUUGGCUGUAGCUUUGUUUACAUUGAUCGUAGUUAUACGAACGAACGAGUGCUCACAAAACUGGUUCCCUCAAAACCUAGUAACUACCAUCAGAAAAGAAACCUCACUCAUCAAGGAUUAUGUCAAAGAAAAAGGGCGAAACAUAAAACAAUUCUACAUUGAUAACGUACAGAAAAAAAUCACAUCAUAUUUAGGUUUGCAGCGCCGGGAAUCCGAAGAUGCGGACAAGUCUUCAAGAUUUAAAAGGAAGUUCAAAGACUACAUAGAAGAUGCUCAGACGAAAGAUUACAUGGUAUUCGACUCGAUCGCCCCGGAAGUCCACAAGUAUCCCUGUUCCAGAGACGAUCCCACGAUAGAGAUGACCACGCCGCAGCUCAUCGCGUUCUACGGCUACCACUCAGAGUCCCAUACCAUCGUCACAGAAGAUGGCUACAUACUAACCAUACACAGGAUACCUCAUACCAGAAAUACAACUGAUCUUCGUCCGUAUAGAAAGACAGUACUCCUACACCAUGGGUUGCUCGGUAGUUCAGCGGAUUGGGUGGUGACCGGCCCGAAUAAAGCGCUCGCUUUCAUCCUCUCCGAUGCAGGCUACGACGUGUGGCUAGCUAACGCAAGAGGUAACACCUACUCCAAAGCCCACGUUUCCAAGAAAACCGACACUUAUUCCUUUUGGAACUUUACAUUCCACGAAAUUAGUCAAUACGAUUUACCGGCGAUAAUCGAUUAUAUCAUGGAGAACAAGGGAUGGGAUGUAAAAAUAAACUAUAUCGGUCAUUCGAUGGGUACGACGGUGCUGUUUGCUUUACUAUCGACGAAAACUCAGUAUAAUAAAGUUUUAAGAGCAGGAUACGCCCUAGCCCCCGUGGCCUACAUGUCGCAUGUCCGUAGUCCGAUACGACUGCUCUCGAAAUUCAGUGAUAACAUAGCAUAUUUGAUGAAACUGCUCGGCGCUAACGAGUUUUUGCCACAUAACGCAGUGUUGAGAUGGUUGUCAAAGCACGCAUGUGAAAUAAAUCAUUACGAAGAGGCGAUAUGCGAGAACUCGAUGUUCGUUCUAUGCGGACACGACGAUAAGCAAUUUAAUAAAACUCUGCUGCCUUUGAUAUUGGGUCACGUUCCGGCGGGCGCGUCUACGAAGACUUUGAUACAUUACGCUCAAGAAAUACGUAAUGAUGGCAGAUUCCAGCAGUUCGAUUACGGUCCGGAAGGUAAUUUCAUGAUGUACGGAGCGCCGUUACCACCGGAAUAUCCUCUAUUUAAAAUAACUCUACCGAUAGCUUUACUGAGUGCAGACAACGACUGGCUGGCCGGUACAGAAGACGUGGACAAGUUAUAUGUGCGCCUCAAGAAUCCAUUGGAACGUUACGUCGUGCCUUAUAAAGACUUUAACCAUAUAGAUUUCCUUUGGGCUAUAGAUGCGCCUAAAUUAGUUUACUAUAAACUGCUUCAAUUACUCGACGAUGGUGUCGUUACAUCGAAUAUUGAUUUAAUCACUAAUAACGAAAUUAACUAAAGAAUUAAUUUAAUGUAAUUAUGUUUAAUAUUUUACUGUGAAAUACUCUAAAUUGUAUUCCAAUCAUUUGGUAGGUAUAGUUAGUUAUGACGCUCCAAUAAAAGUAAAUAACUGUGA